CGGAGGAGCCGAGGCCACGAGCCGACGGGGCCGUUACUGGGCUGGACAAUUUCCACAACUGCAGGUAAAGCUGUGUGGAUAGAAGAGGCUGCAGGGCUGAUGGGGUGUCCGUUUCUGGGCUGAAGUACUGCUACAUUACUAAGCUAAAGGAGGCUAACGGUGCUUAGAGUUACCACUGACAGAAACGUGACUGUAUGCAACGUGUCUGCCCAUCAUAAAGACAGCAAGAAGUGCCGUGUUCGCGUCUGUGACGGGCCGUUCGCAGACGAGUCGUUCGUUUGAAACGACUCUUUUCUCGGUAACGAUUCGAAUCUUUUGAACGAUUCUUUUGUUUCUAAAAGUUUCUAAAGACUUGGGACAUCCUGGAGAAACAAAUGGCGGACGUCAAGCCAGACCUAGAGAGUCUAAAGCGGAUGCGUUCUAACGCACAACGGAACUUUACAACACGGAUAAACCGCCUUAGCGUUAGCGCUGGUCGUUUACGUGAAUCAGAUUUGUCAGAAGAGUUAAAAAGACUUAAAGACGAUUAUGAUAAACUCCUCGAUGCCAGUAAUGACUACAUCGACGAUCUGGGGCAGACAGACCAAUCAGGCGACGACGGUGAGUCACGUGACGCCCUGGCAAAGAGAGAUGCCAAUGAGCAAAAAUACAUUGACGCUGACAGCAUGAUCAUGGAUGUGCUGUGGUCCAAGUAUGCAGCGCCAGAAAUAGACACUCUCGUAAUGCAGUUCAAGUCUGCUUUUGUUCAGGCUGUGGCAUGUGGGAAAGAUACGAUAGUGCCAUGGUCGCAGCAAGGGGUUGAAAGCAGCAAACUAGAGAGGAAACUCCAUGUACUCAGGGACACUGUGUAUAAUUGGAGAGACUAUCGACCGUACGGAAAGGACAAAUGGAUGCUCUUCUUAUCAUUGAAAGAGGACAAGGAGCAACUGAUGGAUGAGUGGAUAUGCCGACGGGAAAACGAGAAAGAGAAGAGGGGCAGCACAGAGCACAAUAACGAUGGGGACAGCGAUGGAAGUGAGAAGGAAGAGGAUGAAGAUGUGGGAGGUGAUAACGCGGUUGGCAGGGACCUGUAGACGUUACGAGCCCACCUCCGUCCAUACCUGCUGUUGGGGCAGGCAUCAUUACCAGCUCUCCUCAAGUUGCUACUGUCAGUAGUCAUCCACCAAGCAG
This is a messenger RNA of Notolabrus celidotus (New Zealand spotty), 1170 nucleotides long. RefSeq lists its product as uncharacterized. NCBI's taxonomy places the organism in Eukaryota, Metazoa, Chordata, Actinopteri, Labriformes, Labridae. The record is from RefSeq and is a predicted model, not a curated record. Bases 375 to 1073 code for a protein of 232 amino acids. The transcript has 2 exons.